AUGAGUUGGUCAAUAGAUUAUCCUGACCUCAAUUCAUUUGAGAAGUUGUCGGGUAUCCUUGCUCGUAUGGUGUACGGAGAAGGUCCUUCUUUUCUUUCAUUAAUUUGUUUUUUCUUUAAUUUUCUUUCAUUCUUUUAUUAUUUUUUGUUGCUUUCAUUAAUUCUUCCUUUCUUUCCUUAUUUCUUUCGUUCUUUCAUUAAUUCUUACUUUUUAUUUCGUUCUUUUUUCCCGUCUUUUUUCUUCCUUUCUUUUCUUUUCUUUUUUUUCUUUCUUUCUUUCUUUCUUUCAUUUUUCAUCCUUCCUUUUCUUCUUUCUUUCUUUCAUUUUUCAUCCCUCCUUUUCUUCUUUCUUUCUUUCUUUUUUCAUCCUUUCUUUCUUUCUUUCUUUCUUUCUUUCGUCCUUCCUCUUUCUUUCUUUCUUUCAUUUUUCUUCCUUUCUUUCUUUCUUUCUUUCUUUCUUUCUUUCUUCUGUCCUUCCUUUUUCAUCUUUCUUUCAUUUUUCGUCCUUCCUUUUGUUCUUUCCUUUUUUCUUUCUUUCUUUCUUUCUUUCUUUCUUUCUUUCUUUCUUUCUUUUCUUUUCGUCCUUCCUUUUUCUUUCUUUUCUUUCUUUCUUUCUUUCUUUCUUUCUUUCAUUUUUCAUCCUUCCUUUACUUCUUUCUUUCUUUCUUUCUUUCUUUCUUUCUAUCAUUUUUCAUCCUUCCUCUUUCUUUCUUUCUUUCUUUCUUUCUUUCUUUCUUCUGUCCUUCCUUUUUCACCUUCUUCCAUUUUUCGUCCUUCCUUUUCUUCUUUCUUUCUUUCUUUUUCUUUCUUUCUUUCUUUAUGUAUUUUUCUUCUUUGUUUCUUUCUUCCUUCCUUCCUUUCUUUUGUUCCUUCUUACUUUCCUCAUUUCAUUCUUUCUUUUUUUCAUAUUUAG
This is a messenger RNA of Acanthosepion pharaonis, 912 nucleotides long. The record is from the annotation of a GenBank genome assembly. Lineage: Eukaryota; Metazoa; Mollusca; Cephalopoda; Sepiida; Sepiidae.